GUUAUGGUCCAAUCAUUCAAAAACCGACCAACCCAUUGCAGUCUCCAUUUCCUAUCGUGUCACAUUGAUGGGACACGCUGAGAAUUUCAAGAACACAGCAUAGCAACAAUAAGCGUCGAUUGGAACAGAAAAAAAUACACUAUGUCGUCUACCCCCGAGAACAGCAGCACCAAUCCAAAAACACCGCCCAAAACAAUGGGAUGGGCGGCAACUUUGUUCGGAUCUACUUGGCUCUCGAGCAAAAAGUCAAGCCGCGUUGAUUCUAGUACAAACUCUACGGCGUCAAAAUUGCAGCAACGGGAGAAGCGAGUUUCAGCAUCACCAAGACCGUUUCAAAACCUCGAAGGAUUCAACAACGUUCAAUCUCCCGAGCAACCAAAUUUUACAACUCCCACUACCGGGUCAGAUGUCAAGCCCCCUGGAGCCACCACCAUGCUUCUAGCGUCGCAGCAGCAAAUUGUGUCGACGGCAUCGGAAUCCGCGGCACCGGCUAAAUCUCCUUGGAAGGGAUCUUCCAAUGGUAUACAAUUUUCAGCAGGUGACCUUCACGCGAGAAGCAAUACGAGCAGUCGYGGGAGCAACUACGGGAAACGUAACAACAAUUUUUCCAUGUCAACCACUACUAAAGUUACUCGUGCCGCUCGGCCGCAAAGACGCAGAGGUUAUAAUCCUAGCAGACUGUUGACAAUAAACAGAAGGAGAAAUAACGCGCCGCCAAACAGAGCAGACAUCGCUAAGCUAUUGUCGAAUGCGCGUUCUACUAUUGAGCCUUCGAGCCGAAUGAUCGAAGCUGAUAGUAACUUCCGCACUUCCAUCACAAGGAUCAGACCGGGGAGACGACUGCUUCCAGCGGGGCGACAAGGAGUUACUGGAAGAGUGGUACAGCAAUUGGGAUCCGAUACUACCAGUUCUCAAUUUCGAAUCAACGGGAAACGAGCAAUGGACUGUGUGGAUCGGGACGAUAAAGACGACGAGCCGGAUACCAAAGAAGUAUCGAAAAAAAAGAGGAGAGUCAACUUCGGUCGAGAGGAUGAGAAAUCAACCGCGCCCAUUGAAAGUCUUGUAUCUACCCCAGCAAAGGAUACAAAUAAAGCAAGGGCAUCAAAACGCAAAGCGACGCCUCACCACAAGAAGCCGACAGCUUUCGGAAUCGGGAAUGACGAAGGAAACAAGGGUAAUGUCGAUGGCGAGGAUGAAGAGAUGGCUAAUCCUGCGUCUGCGCCGCCACCAAAACGUGAAUUGCGCAAAGCGAAGCGCCCUACUUCCUCCAAAAAGUCCGAAACAAAAACAGCUCACGACUUCCCAAUCAUGUCAGACACGAGAAAAAUUGUUGGUGGUGACUUUACUGCCUGGAGCACAGCCCAAGAGCGAGAAUUCUCGGGGGCACAAGCUGUUGUGGGAUCUCAAAGAGUACCGCUCUGGUGCUCGGGAGAUCUAGAUCUKYCAAAAGCAGACAUUAUUUCCUCAGUUUCGUCACCGCUAAGUCCUCCGCCCCAAUUUAAACAAAAACCUUUAUUUGAGGGGAAGAAGAAGGAUAGGACGGUGAUCGACGAUGACGACGACGAAGAGGAAACAGAACAAGCAAUAAAGCGAGUCAAACCUGACAAGUGGGAAUGUCCCGAGUGCGGGUUCAAAAAUGAUGACGAAGAUUCAAAUUGCCAAAAUAUGAUUUAUGAUGACAAAUUGAACAAGAAAAGAAAAUGUGGAGCCUGUAGGUCCAAGGAAGUGAAAGCUGAAGGGUGGGGAAAUCUUUUCGCUAAUUUUGCGCACUUGCGGGAUCCGGGAAAUAUGAUACGGUGCUCUAAUUGUGGAGUUUACAACAAAAAAGACAGAGAUACAUGCGAAUCUUGCGAAGCAAGUCUUGGAAAUAGUGAUGCAAAUCCUUCGGUCCCUGCUACCAAAUUCAACGUACCUGGAUCCAUUGGCAGCGACGGCUCCUUUUUGAAUGGUAAGGGGGCGACCACUUCUGCUCCUUCCAGUGGUUCGAUACAAUCCACCGGAUUCUCAUUUCCAACAUCUGCACCUACUCAAUCUAGCGCUGCAAUUAGUGGAAAAAAUGUGGUCAGUGGUUUUAAAUUUGCCGCUCCAUCUGCAUCAACCGAUACAAGUGUGACAACCACUAAAGCAGGAGGAUUUAAGUUUGGUGCUCCUUCAGAACCUGCAGCAUCGGCGUCUACUUCUAAAACAUCGACAGGGGGAUUCCAGYUUGGUAGUGCGCCUGCCCCAUCACCCUCUUUGCCAAGCGCAAAACCCACAGCCAAAGCGGGUGGAUUUCAAUUUGGUAGUGCGCCGACCCCUGCACCGUCUCCAUCGGUUUCAGAAACAAAAACGGGUGGAUUUCAAUUUGGUAGUGCGUCCGCCCCAGCAGCAUCUCCAUCAGUUUCAGCCACAAAAACGGGUGGAUUUCAAUUUGGUAGCUCGUCUGCUCCGGCACCAGCAAAAACAACUACAGUAGAUCCCUCCUCUAAAUCAGACUCUGGAGCUAGUUCCACGGCACCCCCAAAGUUUUCUUUUGGAGCAAGCAAGAAUGUAACUCCAGCUUCCGAGCAAGCACCUGACCAAAAGAGGAAAAWAGACAGCGGUGGUAGCGUUCCGUUGAAGGAAAACCAGCAAAAAGUACCAACUUUUUCYUUCGGCAACAGCUCUUCGACAACUGCGUCCGCAGCACCAGCUCCUGCCUCAGGAUUCAGUUUUGGUAAAAGCUCUGAAUCAACAUCAARCGCCACAACCUCAGCCACAACUCCUGGAUUCACAUUUGGCUCGACUACCAAACCAUCGACCGAAUCAAGCAUUGCCGCAGUCCCUCCACUUGGGAGCGUGUCUACCGAUGGCAAUGAUAGCGAUAGCAAAAAGAAAAAGCGUCGAAGUGUAGGUGACUCAGAUGCAACAUCAUCAAUCCAAACAGCCCCAACACCGAAGUUUUCAUUUGGUAGUUCUACCCCGGCACCUGCAGCACCGCCACCCGCUCCAGCUCCGGCGCCGUUUACUUUUGGGAAGCCGUCAGUAGACUCGAGCAGCCAGGCGACUUCAUCGGAUAAAGCUCCUGGGUUUGGAUCAAGCGCAGCUGCCGCCCCAGCACCCAGUUCGGCACCAAGCUUUGGCUCUAGCUCAACACCGGCACCAGCACCGGCACCAGUGGCACCUUUUUCCUUCGGGUCUACGCCUGCGCCAGCUGCACCGCCGACCAAUAGCUUUGGUUCUGCUACAGCACCGGCGCCUAGCUUCGGGUCUACUCCAGCACCGGCACCGAGCUUUGGUGCUACACCAGCACCUGCUGCACCAUUUUCCUUUGGUUCGACGCCGGCGCCUGCACCAGCUGUUGCAGUACCUUCAUUUGGUUCGAAUGCACCUGCUCCUGCUACCUUUGGUUCCACACCUGCUCCAGCUACUAGUUCUGGCUUUGGAUCUACGCCUGCGCCUUCCAACGCUAUGAAUUUUGGCUCUACAACACCUGCUCCGGUCCCUUUUGGUUCCGCCUCUGUUCCAGCUCCUACUUCUGGCUUUGGAUCUACGCCCGCGCCUUCCAAUACUAUGAAUUUUGGCUCUUCUACGCCUGCCCAAGCCCCUCCUGCAUUCGGUGCCACGCCAGCAGCACCCGCUGCCCCGUUUGGGACAUCUGCUCCGAUGGGAUUUGGGUCUUCUGCACCUGCUCCCGCUCCGUUUGGUUCGACACCCGCCGGUCCGUCACAGCCUUUUGGGAAUAGUGCCCCUACUUUUGGUUCUGCUCAACCGCCUGCCGGUGCUCCUCCAGCUAUGUCGUUUGGUGCAUCGGCAGCGCCGGCGCAACCCAGUGGAUUUGGUGGUGGUGGCGGCUUCGGUCAAACACCACCACCGCAACAAAACGGAGGGUUUAGCAUUGGCUCUGGGGCCCCCCGUUCGAACGCCCGCCGGGGUCGCCGAAUCGUCAGAGCCAGGAGACCGAAGUAGGUUGGAUCAGUAAGUACAAUUGUGCAUAAUGCGCGGUCGUGCUGGGACGCCCUUAUUGGUGGCGGAUUUCUCGCGGGACCGGACGAGCUCGUUCCCGAAAGUGCAAUACGGCCGCACGGUAAACCACCCUCGCCCACAAGGUUGGCGAAAGGCGCGGCUUGCACCUCUCGAUGGAACCCCUCCACCCGAAAUAAUUGUAUUAGACAAGC
This is a messenger RNA of Pseudo-nitzschia multistriata, 4136 nucleotides long. The record is from the annotation of a GenBank genome assembly. NCBI's taxonomy places the organism in Eukaryota, Bacillariophyta, Bacillariophyceae, Bacillariales, Bacillariaceae.